Messenger RNA from Aspergillus japonicus CBS 114.51, 673 nucleotides. Its product is annotated as cytochrome c oxidase subunit VIb. Lineage: Eukaryota; Fungi; Ascomycota; Eurotiomycetes; Eurotiales; Aspergillaceae. Bases 61 to 348 code for a protein of 95 amino acids. The transcript has 5 exons. Gene Ontology annotation, cellular component: respiratory chain complex IV; mitochondrion. The record is from RefSeq and is a predicted model, not a curated record.
CCUUUUCCUUUUUCCCAGUUUUUAGAUUCCUUUCCAGGCUCUGUCCUUAGAACCGCCACAAUGGGUGCCAUUCCUGAAGCCGAUCCCGAUGAGCCCCAGGAGACCAAGCCCUUCAAGUUCGUGACAGGUGAGCUUUCCGGCUAUGACGCUCGCUUCCCCCAGCAGAACCAGACCAAGCACUGCUGGCAGAACUACGUCGACUACUACAAGUGUGUCAACGCCAAGGGCGAGGACUUCCGCCCAUGCCGUCAGUUCUACCACGCUUUCCGCUCCCUCUGCCCCAAGGCCUGGACCGACCGGUGGGAUACCCAGCGCGAGGCUGGAAACUUCCCCGCUCGCCUGGAGUAGAAAGCUAGAAAGUUGAACAAAUCCAUGUGUUAAAGUUUCCGUGUGCUUUUGUUUUCUUUUUUGGUCAAACAAAUGUACUCUACUACCCUGAUUCGGGGCCAAAACCCCCCGAAUCGAACCAAUCAAGCGGGAAAUGUCUUUUCUUUUUCUUUUCUUACGUUUUCGUUGAUUGGACCCGGACUUGUUUCACGUUCCUCGCAUCUUCGGGUCUGAAAUUGAUCUAGAGGGAGCUAGCUGUAUGGACAUGGAAAGGUCGCGUAGUAUGCACACCCAAAAAACCGAGAAUGCGUUUAGCAGUAUAUGAUCCCUGUCUAUCGAAUCUAUC